Varanus komodoensis (Komodo dragon) is the source of this 4142-nucleotide messenger RNA. RefSeq names its product alpha tocopherol transfer protein (gene TTPA). The transcript has 5 exons. Gene Ontology annotation, cellular component: membrane. The record is from RefSeq and is a predicted model, not a curated record. NCBI's taxonomy places the organism in Eukaryota, Metazoa, Chordata, Lepidosauria, Squamata, Varanidae. Gene Ontology annotation, molecular function: phosphatidylinositol bisphosphate binding. The coding region runs from base 101 to 940 and encodes 279 amino acids.
UCUCCUACGCUCCCUUCCGGCGCUUCUGGCGCAGUGUACCCUCUUCGCCCUCCCUCCUGCCCUCCUCGCCACCGUCUGCGCAGGGACCCUCCGCGGCGCCAUGAGCCGCGAGGACGCGCGCCCGCCGCAGGGGAAUCUCAGCGCGCUGCCCGACGACUCGCCUCUGGUGCAGCGCGCCGUGACGGCGCUGAGGCGCAGAGCUCAGGAGGAGACGCUCGGGCCGGGGCAGCCGGACCUUUCGCAAGCUCACCUGCUCCGCUUCUUGCGGGCGCGAGACUUCGACGAGGACCUGGCGUGGAAGCUAUUGAAAAACUAUCACAAGUGGAGAGCUGAAUGCCCAGAGAUAACUGCAGAUCUGCGGCCCCACUCUGUUUUAAGUCUGCUACAUGCUGGAUAUCAUGGAGUAUUGAAAGAGAGGGACCCAAGUGGCAGUAAAGUUCUCAUUUAUAGAAUUGCACGAUGGGACCCAAAGAUGUUUACAGCAUUUGAUGUGUUCCGUUUAAGUCUCAUCACAUCUGAGCUUAUCGUAAGGGAGGUAGACACACAGCGAAAUGGGGUGAAGUGUAUCUUUGAUCUCCAAGGAUGGAGAUUUGCUCAUGCCCUGCAGAUCUCUCCAACAGUAGCAAAAAGAAUAGCUUCUGUGCUCACAGAUUCCUUUCCACUAAAGGUUCGCGGGAUCCAUUUGAUCAAUGAGCCUUUGUUCUUUCAUCCUGUCUUUACUCUAAUUAAGCCCUUUCUCUCUGAAAAAAUCAAGGCACGGAUCUACAUGCAUGGGAACAACUAUACACAGAGCCUCCAACAACACUUUCCAGCUGACAUUCUCCCAGAAGAAUAUUGUGGUAAGGCAGUCUCCAUUGAAGAACUUUGCAGGGAAUGGACCGACUUCAUUACAGAAUCUGCAGAUUAUCUACAAAGUAUCUCUCUUAUGUGUAGUACAUAAUCAGUGGCAAAUCAUUUCUGGAGGGACUAUAACUCUUUUAUUAUUAUGGAGAGAUAAGAGAAUUCAAUCUAAUUCAGUGGAUUACUGGAUGAAAGGCCAGGGUAUUUUUUUACUUUUAAUACAAGUUGGCACAGAUUCUGCCAACAACUGAAGCAACCAACUACAUAUAUAGACUGGACUUAAAUAAUGUAAAAUUGCUUUUGGAACAGUGUUGAAUCUUAGAAUAAGCUUACCAGAGAAAACUGUGAGGAAGAGCAAAACUAUACUUAAACAUUACAAUGAGGGGUUUUUCCCACUUAGAAUGGACUAUACCAUGUCUUACAGACUACUGUACUGCCUCUCAAAAUCUAGGGUUGAAGGACAGCCUAUGCUGGAUCCAACCAAAGGCUCAUGGAGUCUUCCAGUGACCAACUAGACGUUCUUGAGAACCACACAAACAUGAAAAGUGAAAAUAGCACUUCCUACGUCCUGCCUUAAUAUCUGACAGAAGUAUGGUGCCCUCACUAUGUUAGUUACAUUAAUUUAUCAUGGCUAAUAGACAGUGACAGACUUAUAUGACAUGAAGAUUCUCAAUUCAUUAUUUUUUCAAUAAUCCAAGCUAGGUGAAGUUCUACCUCUUGUGGUCAUAAAUGCUGCACAUGGCAUUUGUAUUGUACAGUGGCAGCAUAAGAUGUCCCUUGCAUGAGGCAGGAGGACAUGCCACCCACAGCUGCCUGCUAUGCCUUACUCUGAAGCAGGCCUCCUCAGAGUAAGGCACUGUGGCUGCUGUAGCCAUGGGUACCACCUGCACCAGGGUGGCACAGGCCAGCCUGUCCAUAAUGCUUCAUCCUGAGAAAUAGGCCUUCAGAGCAGAGAGUCUAGGCCUGGCAGGACAAUCCAGGGGUCCUUAGAGUGAAGCACUGGGCAGGUAGCUACUCUGAAGAAAUAUGGAAAUUGCUGUCCUGCUGCAGCAUUUGCCACAGAGAGAGAGUAACUGGCCAGGCUCCUUGAGGUGCCUUUCCGUCUUGAUGCCUCACAAGGCAGUGACAGAUGCCUUAUUAGCUGUGGGGAACACAUGAUCCUCUGCCAUUUCCAGGGUUAUUCCGCAUAGCCUUAUGAGAAUUUCAUCCCUGGUACUUUGUGAAGUAAGUGUUUCUGACAUGAACCUACUGUUCUGCAGUAUGUUACAUCUCACUUUGAGGUUUGUUUUAUUCUUUAAGCGUUAAAAGUAUUUCAGGGGGUUUAAAGCAAUAAUAAUAGAAUAGUUCUCUCAGCUAAAUGUAGCAGAAAGACACUAACUAGCACUGUGAAUUUAAAUAAAAGUUAUAUAGUAUUCCAUACUGCUGUUCACGAAUGUGAUAUUUUCCCAUGCUCUUAUCAGUAAGCAGCAGAUACUUCUCAUGAAAAAACAGUUCAUCUCACAGGUUUCUAAUUUACUUUGAUUUUGUAACUGGAAAUGCUUUAUUCUUUUUAGAAUGGAAACUGAAUUUGUAUUUGAAGUGCAACCCCCCCCCCUAAUUUCUGUUUACAGUCUCAUAACCAUUGUAGCUCAAAUGAAAUAAUGCUGUUCUCAAGCUGCUUCUUGUUCCUGAUGACAAAUUUCAGAGAGGAAGCUGUGUUAUUUCCUUUGGCAAAUAUGCCUAUACUCUACCCUCUUAAAGACUAAACAAGUUAUCUUGACAUAAGCUUUCAUGACCCAGAGUCCACUUUGUCAAAUGCAUACAGAGGACACACAAAUAUGACUGUUUUCUUAACAAAAUGAGCCCAAAAGCCCAAAUGAUGCAAGAGAACUGAGUCCAUGUAGAGAACAAAGGAGCACACAAAUGUAGUCCUCUGAAUAAGCUCCAAGAGGCAUGGUGUGACCUAUUCCAUUACUGAAGAUCCCACCAAGCACAUCAAAAUCAGUAGAGUAAAUGAAAUAAUGGAUUUUUUAAAAGUAUGCUGUCCCCUCCCAAAACUUGUUGAGCCCAAGUUGCCCACCGAACAUGACAAUGAAAUUUGGUUUCAAUAAAUCCUGACUAAAAUACUAAAGAAAAUAGUCAUUGCCAUUUAGGUUUUUAUAUACAGUAUGUAUUUUAUAUAUAAAUCAGUACUUGUGCAGUCAUAGCUGUGAUGAAUUAACUAUAUUCAUCUGUACUUUACACAGUACUGUAAUAGACCUGUACCUUUCUCUGCACUUGACCCUUUGGCAAAAACAACCACCACAUACUCCCUGCUUCUCCUCCCUAUAUUUUGGGGUAUAUAGAUCUUCCCCUACGAUCCCCAACAUGAUCCCCAUGGCGACCAAUAUGACAUGUGGUAUCCUUUGAUGCCUGCCAGGCUCCCUGCCUCCCUGAUAUAUUUAAGCUAAAAUGACUGAGUCUGACAUGCUGCAAAGUGAAUGUUUUCCUUCAAGCCAUUUUCAUUCUGGCUCAAAGACGAGUGGUGGUGUGUUUUCAAGCUCAGUCCCGACCUCCACUUUUCUUCUUGUCUAACCAGGUGGCUGUCUUGGAAAUGCAUGUUGUGUGCUUGGCUUGCACUCACUAUGGUAACUGUUUCAUUUAUGGGCAAGCUCCUCCACCACAACCAUUUUGUGAGAGCACCUAGAGUACUCUGAAAACUAAGUGUACCCAUGGGCCCAAAAAAGGGCUGGGGAACCCUAACCUACCUGUUUAGGUAACUACUUUGCACAUUUGAUAAAGUUGGCUAUGGUCAAAGAAAAGGUCACAAUAGCAGUGCAGGUUGUCAGGAAAAAUCUCAUCAAAUGUGUACAGUUCUUUAUGUGUCUGGAAGCUUUCUUUUUAAUUGAUUCAAUUAGAUAUUGAAAAAAUUGGUUUACAUAACACAAAAUAUUUUUGUAGUUGCUUUUGUAAUCUGGAAAUUCCAAAGCUGGAGUAAAACUAUUGUUACUUCUACAAAUGUAUAAUGUUGGGAAAUGCUUAACUGUUUCAUGCAUGAUUUUUAUUUAGGAAAUAUGUUUAGUUUUCAGAUCCUUGUUUCACAUUUUAUAUAAUGAGGUGCGCUCCCACAAUUGUAAGAAACAUGACAUAAAAAGGACAGCAGCAAAGAAAACAUGUAACAUUGCAGAGAAAAAGAAACUCUAAUCAUAUAUUAAAUCUUAUGAUUAUAGAAGUAUACCUUUAAAAGCAUCUUAUGAGAUAAAAUUGCUAUAACACUCUAAUUUUAUAAUUUUGUACAGCUGAUUAUUCUAAAGCAAUUAAACAUCUGAAAUGAUCCAAGCUUA